Molecule: messenger RNA, 1191 nt
Organism: Fragaria vesca subsp. vesca
Lineage: Eukaryota; Viridiplantae; Streptophyta; Magnoliopsida; Rosales; Rosaceae
Product: high mobility group B protein 15-like
Exons: 6
Coding region: 1-1191 (396 amino acids)
Molecular function (GO): DNA binding
Source: RefSeq, a predicted model, not a curated record
AUGGCAGCAUCAACUUCUUGUGCCAGUAAGAGCCCAUUACCCAUGAAAGAUACAACCUCUAACUUCAUUCCAUACCCAGCACCUCUUGCUAAAUAUGAGGAGGUUGCAGCCAAUCCUAAGCUGUUCAUAUCUACUUUGGAAAAGCUCCAUGCUUCAAUGGGAACCAAGUUCAUGAUCCCCAUAAUAGGAGGAAGAGAGUUAGACUUGCAUCGACUGUUUGUGGAGGUAACUGCUCGUGGUGGUAUGGCAAAGAUUGUUAAAGAUAGAAGAUGGAAGGAAGUUACCGCUGUAUUCAACUUCCCCUCCACAGCUACAAAUGCUUCUUUUGUCCUGCGGAAAUAUUAUAAUUCAUUGCUUCUCCACUAUGAACAAAUAUACUAUUUCAAAGCUCAAGCAUGGAAUCCUCUCUCUUCUGAUAUAUCACAAAACCCUAAUAUGACACCUGGUCCAGCUCCAAGGGGAGGAACCAAACGAAAAUCAACUGAAGCUCAGACACCUGUGCUUCAGCAACCACAUAUAAUUCCAGAGAUUCCUGGAGCCGGGACACCAGCACUGCCAGAUGAUGAUACUGUGUUUGGGUUCAUAGAUGGAAAAUUUGAAAGUGGAUAUCUUGUUACAGUCACCAAAGGCACAAAGAAGUUACGAGGUGUACUGUAUCAAAUUCCACAGAACCCAGCACAGGAGGCUCCACAAGGUGCACAUAAUUGUAACAUGGUGGUCAGCAAAAACGACAGUGCUUCAGCUGUCGCUGUUCCCCAUCGUCGCCGCCGUAGGAAGAAAUCCGAAAUAAAAAGGAGGGAUCCUGAUCACCCAAAACCAAACAGAAGUGGGUAUAACUUUUUCUUUGCUGAACAGCAUGCAAGGCUGAAGCCACUUCAUCCAGGGAAGGAUAGAGAGAUAAGUAGAAUGAUUGGUGAACUCUGGAACAAAUUGAAAGACUCUGAUAAAGGAGAGUAUCAGGAGAAAGCUGUGAAAGAUAAGGAAAGGUACCGAGUAGAAAUGGAGGCAUACCGGGAGAGGUUGAAGGCUGCUCAAGUCGUCAGCGAUGCAGUCCCACUACAGCAGCGGUAUCCUGAAGCAGAUGCAAGUCUGGCAGAAUCAGAAACAAAGUUUGAAGAAACUGAGACUGGCGACUCUCCAGAAACUGCAGAUGAAAGUAGUGAGAGUAGUUCUAGCAUAUCAGAGAAGUGA